Molecule: messenger RNA, 878 nt
Organism: Vicia villosa (hairy vetch)
Lineage: Eukaryota; Viridiplantae; Streptophyta; Magnoliopsida; Fabales; Fabaceae
Exons: 1
Coding region: 189-632 (147 amino acids)
Source: RefSeq, a predicted model, not a curated record
ACACACUUUUCUUGCAAUCCAAGCCUUUAAUGUCCUCUCAUCAUAUCAUUAAUUAACCAAUUAAUUAAUUUCCCGUUUUAAUUAAUUACAUAAUUAAUUUCCCUUUUCAAAUUAUAUAAAACCCAAACCAAUCCAUAGUAGUAGAGUCUCUCUCUAUCUAUCUAUACACAGAAACAAAACACAAGAAGAUGAGUUCUGUUUGCAUAUCAAACUGUGUCAAGGACGCACGUGACCCACGCGUGCCGGUUCGAGCCAACUACGUCAACCUCUACAAAUGGCCGGAAUCGGACGCAGAGUUUGUCAAAUCGGUCAGCUUAAACGGCGGUCACGGUCAUCCCAGGGUGGUGGAUAGUAUCUCAUGCAGACAGAUGUAUCUUAAGAGCUAUACAUUUUCGAGAAAAGAAACUGUGCCGGAGAAAACCCAGAAAUGUUUUGGUAGAGUGAAAGAGAAAGUGGCUCACGGUGGUGGUGGUGGUGGUGGAAGAAAGAAACGGAAUCAAGGUAGGAGAAGGAAGUGUUUGGUUUUGAGGAAAAUGAGGGAAAUUUCUUGUAAUACGUUGAUUCGGAUUUUUCAUAGGUUCUUGUCUUGCGGCGCUAGUGUUGACGUUGUCAAUGAAAAACAACCAUAUUGAUGUUUUGUUUUAUUUUAUUUUAUUUAUGGUUUUUCUUUUUCUUUUUUUUUUAAAUAUAUUUUUUUGGGUUUUAUUAUUAUUUUUUCUUCUGUUUUUUAGUUGGGUUUAAGUUUAUGGCUAUCUCUAUCUAUUUGUACAUUACUUUUCUCUUUUUUAAUAAAGAGAUUUGGCUAAUUUUGCUUUGGAUUCUUUGUAUUUGUAUUUCUACAAUAACAUUGUAAGUUGGUGAUUUUUGAAAAAGUAAAA